AUGCGCAGAUCUGCCUUCUCAACAUCUGUUAUUCCCACAUGUGUGUCCUCCGCAGCGGUAGUGUGUGUGGGAGUAAACGCUCUGCAAACAUCUAUUCGCUGUGGACUUGUGAUGCACACACCAAAGUCUGAUAUUGUAAUGGGACGCUUUGAUUUUAUGGAUCAAUAUAAUGAAUUUCGCAAUCGCUCUGGACGUGCACCGGAUUAUUAUGUGGAUAAAUAUCGUGAUACCUACUGGCGUGUAGAUGAAUAUAUUCGUCGGGCAGAAAACUACAUUCGUACACAAGGAUUUUUCUUUCUACCUACAUUAGAGUUCCCAUGGUAUAAGGGUUGUUUGCCGCUUUUUUCAUCCUAUCAGAUUCGUCUACACUAUGGUCGUCAUCAUCGUUCCUAUGUUGACAAGUUAAACCAAUUAAUUGAGGGAACAUCUCUUUAUGGGUCUAAUUUGGAUGAAAUUAUCGUUCGCAGCAAUGGAGAUCCAAUGCUUGUGGGUGUUUACAAUAAUGCGGCACAACACUAUAAUCAUUGCUUCUUCUGGAAAUGUAUUCAACCAUAUGGUAGCAACAUUCCUCCUGAUUUAAAGACUGCUGUAGAAGAACAGUACGGGUCUGUAGAAGUUUUUCAAAAACUAUUCACAGAAGCAGGAGUCUCAUUAUUUGGUAGUGGAUGGGUGUAUUGGGUGUAUGAUAAGCGGGCAGAGCGGUUUGAUAUUCUUUCACUACAAAAUGCAGGUUGUCCACUCACAAACCCUGAUAUUAUCCCAUUACUUUGUGUAGAUGUCUGGGAACACACAUACUAUGUGGACUACGAGAAUAAUCGUGCUCAGUUUCUUUCAAAAUACUUUGACGUAGUAGAUUGGCAUUGGGCUGAACGGAACUGGAAACGAGGAACAGGUCAGGAGUACUAUGAAAUGAAAUUCUGGUAA
Trypanosoma theileri is the source of this 924-nucleotide messenger RNA. RefSeq names its product superoxide dismutase. Lineage: Eukaryota; Euglenozoa; Kinetoplastea; Trypanosomatida; Trypanosomatidae. The record is from RefSeq and is a predicted model, not a curated record. Gene Ontology annotation, molecular function: metal ion binding; superoxide dismutase activity. Gene Ontology annotation, biological process: superoxide metabolic process. The transcript has a single exon. The coding region runs from base 1 to 924 and encodes 307 amino acids.